AUGCGUGCGUUUGUUGUCUGUGUGUUGUUGUUUAUUCACUGUGCGUACGCGCAGGUCUUGUACGAUGCAUUCUUCGGGAAGCCGCUGAAAACUGACAGAAGAAACUUCCUCAACUCUAUAAACGCGACGAGCUCAUGCACGAUCCUAGUGGAGCCAUGUAAGAAGCAUGAAGGCCGUCGCGUGGACGGGACCUGCGCUAACCCCAAGUACCCGUCACGUGGAGGUACUCGCACUCCCCUACUGCGGAUGCUGCCGGCCAGCUACGGGUUAGGUAACACGUUAAGGACAUCGUUGAACGGCUCGGAACUGCCGUCCACCCGACUCCUGCGCACAAAACUCCUGAGCGACGGUUACCCUACGGACCACAACUUUAAUUCUCUCGGCGCUCACCUUGGUGUCUUCUCUUUCAUAGACAGCGUCGACUUGAACGUCUUGUUCAGAUUCAUACUGGUGAGCGACUGCUGCAUCGGUAACACACCGAACCGCGUGAAUCCGCUAUGUAUCUCCAUACCGGUGGCGGCUGAUGACCCGUACCUGCGCCGUACCGGUAUCCGCUGCAUGAACCUCACGCGCCAAGAUACCUUUCAGGAGAGAGGCUGUGUAUCCAACACCAUACCGGCAGAAAGGUACAAUUUACCAACCCCGUUAUUAGACUUAUCUGUCGUUUACGGGUUUACGAAUGAGCGAGAAAGACAAAUUCGAGAAUACAAAGAUGGCUUACUGAAAUCAGAGAAACGCAACGGCCUGGAUUAUCCACCUGGCAAUGGAACCAUCUGUGAUGAGAUUGGCGCUAAUCUUCUCCCCGGUAUAUAUUUGAGUGCAAUGUGGUUCUUCCGGAAACACAAUCAUCUAGCACGAGAGCUGGCAGAGAUCAACCCAUGCUGGACAGACCAGGAACUAUUCGAGACAGCGCGGUACAUCAAUAUCGCGGAGUGGCAACACAUGUUUUAUUACGAAAUCAUGGCAGAGUUUUUAGGUAGGAAGAAUGCCUUAAGUACUGGAAUAAUACACGACACACAGGGAUACGUCAAUGAUUUUGAUGAGCAUUAUGAGCCAGGAGUCUACCACGAGUACGUUGUCGGAAGUCGCUGGUUCCAUACCUUCCAAGACGGGCGGAUGGAUUUGUACAGCAACAAAGGCGAGUACCUGGGCACCAGGCCAGCCUCAGAUAAUGGGUUACGCAGCGGUGUCCUUGAAGUCAAUAACACAGAGGCCGACCUCACACAGGGAGCGUUCCGUCAACCCUCACACAAGUUCGACUAUGUCAUAGAGCCCGAUAUGGCGGAGCGGGUAGCAGGUGAUCUGCAAACAGCACUUGACGUGUCAGCCGCGGACAUAUCGCGUGGCCGUGACCAGGGUCUGCCGCCCUACAACCAGUAUCGCAAGCUGUGCGGGCUGCCCUAUGCUCACAAGUUUGAAGAUUUCCACGACGUUAUAUUCCCAGAUAAAGUGGAACAAAUGCGUCGCAUAUACAACGAUGUAAACGACGUGGAUCUGAUGGCGGCCAUCUACAGUGAGAAGUUGAUCGAUGGUGGAUUCGUGGGACCGACGCUCUUCUGCAUCAUUGUGCAAAAUAUGCUGCAGUGGCGCAAGUCCGACAGGCAUUUCUUCGAACAUGGAGAUACACCGACUGCCCUCACGUUACCUCAACUGAAUGAAAUAAGAAAAUCAAGUACGGCCAGGCUUCUAUGUGACAAUGGAGAUCGAGUGCAUGAGAUCCAACCGAGGGCAAUAUUGAAUCCUGGACCCGGAAAUGAAAUAAGAUCUUGCAAAGAAAUUCCCUCGGUGGACCUGACCAAAUGGACAGACGACCGGUGUUUCCAUAAGGACGAUAAACAAAACAGAGAAGAAUACACGCAACAUCAGAACACCGCGUACCAGUUAUGGGAGUCGUACAAUUAUGACAAGAAGUAG
Molecule: messenger RNA, 1914 nt
Organism: Diatraea saccharalis (sugarcane borer)
Lineage: Eukaryota; Metazoa; Arthropoda; Insecta; Lepidoptera; Crambidae
Source: the annotation of a GenBank genome assembly